This is a messenger RNA of Pipistrellus nathusii (Nathusius's pipistrelle), 2301 nucleotides long. Lineage: Eukaryota; Metazoa; Chordata; Mammalia; Chiroptera; Vespertilionidae. The record is from the annotation of a GenBank genome assembly.
AUGGAGAGGGCGGCCCAGGGCGCGGACGGCGGCGGCGGCGGGGGCAGCCACAGCAGCAGCCGCAGCAGCAGCCGCGCCACCUCGGCGGGCUCCUCGCCCUCCUGCUCGCUGGCGGGCCGGGGCAUCUCGGGCCGCUCCGCGGCGGUGGCCGGGCUCGGCGGCGGCGGGGGCAGCCGCAGCAGCCCGGGCUCGGUGGCCGCCAGCCCGUCCGGGGGAGACGGCGGCCGCCGGAGGGAGCCGGCGCUCGAGGGCGUGCUCAGCAAGUACACCAACCUCCUCCAGGGCUGGCAGAACAGGUACUUUGUGCUGGACUUCGAGGCUGGCCUCCUGCAGUAUUUCGUGAAUGAGCAAAGCAAGCACCUGAAGCCCCGAGGAGCCCUGUCUUUAUCUGGAGCCAUAGUGUCCCUGAGCGACGAAGCCCCCCACAUGCUGGUCGUGUACUCUGCCAACGGGGAGAUGUACAAGCUGAGAGCUGCUGAUGCAAAAGAGAAACAGCUCUGGGUGACUCAGCUGCGUGCUUGUGCCAAAUACCACAUGGAAACAAAUUCUAAGACUACUCCAAGCUCCCGAAGCCGAAGUCUCACUUUGCUCCCCCAUGGAACACCCAAUUCUGCGUCUCCCUGUAGCCAGAGACACCUCGGUGUGGGGGCCCCCGGUGUUGUCACAGUCACGCAUCACAAGUCGCCUGCAGCUGCCCGAAGAACCAAGAGUCAGUAUUCCGGCCAGCUCCACGAAGUCAGAGAGAUGAUGAACCAGGUGGAAGGCCAGCAGAAGAACCUGGUGCACGCCAUCGAGUCUCUGCCGGGUUCCGGCCCCCUCACUGCCUUGGACCAGGAUCUUCUGCUCCUGAAAGCUACCUCCGCUGCCACCCUCAGCUGCCUUGGGGAGUGCUUCAACUUGUUGCAGCAGAGUGUGCACCACGUGGGCCAGGCCAGCCACAAGCCAGUGGCCUCAGAAAACAUCCUGGGAUGGCCCGGGCCCAAGUCACAUUCCACAGAGCAGCUGAAAAAUGGGACAUUUGGCUCUUUGCCAUCCGCCAGUGCCAACAUAACCUGGGCAAUCUUACCCAACACUGCUGAAGAUGAACAAGCCUUACAGCCAGAGCCGAACUCAGGCCCUGAAUUGGUUUUGUCCGAAGAUGAAAAAAGUGACACUGAAGACAAGGAAGAGGCAGAACUGGGCGUCAUGGAGGAUCAGCGCAGUGUAAUUCUCCAUCUCAUCUCGCAGCUCAAACUUGGAAUGGAUUUGACCAAGGUGGUGCUCCCCACGUUCAUCCUGGAGAAGCGGUCUCUGCUGGAGAUGUACGCGGACUUCAUGGCGCACCCCGACCUGCUGCUGGCCGUCGCCGCGGCGGCCACGCCGGAGGAGAGGGUCAUCUGCUUCGUGGAGUAUUACCUCACCGCCUUCCACGAGGGCCGCAAGGGGGCCCUGGCCAAGAAGCCUUACAACCCCAUCAUCGGCGAGACGUUCCACUGCUCCUGGGAGGUGCCCAGGGACAGGGUCAGGCCCAAGAGGACCGCCCCCCGCUCGCCUCCCGGCCACGAGCGCCUGAUCGCCGACGACCCCGGGGAGAGCUACAAGCUGCGGUUUGUGGCCGAGCAGGUGUCCCAUCACCCGCCCAUCUCCUGCUUCUACUGUGAGUGCAAGGAGAAGAGACUGUGCAUCAACACGCACGUAUGGACCAAAAGCAAGUUCAUGGGCAUGUCCGUGGGGGUCUCGAUGAUCGGAGAAGGUGUGCUGAGGCUCCUGGAACACGGGGAGGAGUACGUGUUCACCCUGCCCAGUGCCUACGCCCGCUCCAUCCUCACCAUCCCCUGGGUGGAGCUCGGAGGGAAAGUCAGCAUCAACUGUGCCAAGACCGGGUACUCCGCGACCGUGAUAUUCCACACGAAGCCCUUCUACGGAGGGAAGGUCCACAGGGUCACGGCAGAGGUGAAGCACAACCCGACCAACACCAUCGUCUGUAAAGUCCACGGGGAGUGGAACGGCACCUUAGAGUUCACCUACAACAAUGGAGAGACCAAGGUCGUGGACACGACCACGUUGCCAGUGUGCCCCAAGAAGAUCCGCCCCCUGGAGAAGCAGGGGCCCAUGGAGUCCAGGAACCUCUGGCGGGAGGUGACCCGCUACCUGCGGCUGGGGGACAUCGAUGCCGCCACCGAGCAGAAGCGGCGCCUGGAGGACAAGCAGCGGUUGGAGGAGCGGAAGCGGGAGAACCUCCGCACCCCGUGGCAGCCCAAGUACUUUAUCCAGGAGGGUGAUGGCUGGGUCUACUUCAAUCCCCUGUGGAAGGCACACUGA